AUGUUUCAGGGCAUUGUAAUAUCAGAUUGGCAGGGGAUUGACAGGAUUACCUCUCCUCCUCAUGCCAAUUAUUCAUAUUCUGUUGAAGCUGGAGUCAGUGCGGGAAUUGACAUGGUCAUGGUUCCUUACAAUUUCACAGAAUUCAUAGAUGACCUAACCUAUCAGGUGAAGAACAAAAUUAUCCCCAUGAGCAGGAUUAAUGAAGCGGUACAAAGAAUCUUAAGGGUUAAAUUUACCAUGGGUCUUUUUGAGAACCCACUUGCUGAUCUCAGUUUGACCAGCCAACUUGGUAGUCAGGAACAUAGAGAAUUAGCAAGAGAAGCUGUAAGGAAAUCACUUGUGCUACUGAAGAAUGGUGAAUCCGCUGAUGAACCGUUGCUGCCUCUUCCCAAAAAAGCACCAAAGAUACUAGUUGCUGGAAGCCAUGCAGACAACUUGGGCUAUCAAUGUGGAGGCUGGACAAUUACAUGGCAGGGUCUUGGUGGCAAUGACCUCACAUCUGGCACAACAAUUGUCAAUGCAAUAAAAAACACAGUUGAUCCUGCAACCCAAGUUGUAUUCAAUCAGAACCCAGAUGUAAACUUCGUCAAGUCCAAUAAAUUCUCCUAUGCCAUUGUUGUAGUUGGUGAGACCCCAUAUGCAGAAACAUUUGGUGACAGCCUAAAUCUGACAAUACCUGAACCUGGCCCAAGUACCAUCACCAAUGUGUGUACAUCCGUCAAAUGCGUUGUAGUUAUCAUAUCUGGCCGCCCUGUUGUGAUCCAGCCCUAUCUUGCAAAUAUAGAUGCUCUCGUAGCUGCUUGGCUUCCCGGAACUGAAGGCCAAGGUGUUGCUGAUGUUCUUUUCGGUGACUAUGAAUUCACAGGCAAGCUUGCACGCACCUGGUUCAAGACAGUAGACCAGCUUCCAAUGAAUGUUGGCGAUCAACACUACGACCCUCUGUUUCCCUUUGGGUUUGGUCUAACAACUAAGCGUACCAAGAACUAGAAUUUAUCAACUUCGAAUGCUGUAUUGUACUAGUUAUUGAUAGCUCUUUCAUGGUUAAAACUUUUGAGGUUAUUUUCCCUCUCCAUGAAAUGGGUCAAGCAGUCUACUAAGGAUGGCAUCGAGAUGUAUGAUUUUAGAUGACUUGAGUGAUAAUGUCUGGAACACAUUCUUAUUA
Molecule: messenger RNA, 1162 nt
Organism: Hevea brasiliensis (rubber tree)
Lineage: Eukaryota; Viridiplantae; Streptophyta; Magnoliopsida; Malpighiales; Euphorbiaceae
Exons: 4
Coding region: 1-987 (328 amino acids)
Biological process (GO): glucan catabolic process
Molecular function (GO): beta-glucosidase activity
Source: RefSeq, a predicted model, not a curated record